Ananas comosus (pineapple) is the source of this 1581-nucleotide messenger RNA. Its product is annotated as alpha-galactosidase 3. The transcript is spliced from 15 exons. Bases 117 to 1412 code for a protein of 431 amino acids. NCBI's taxonomy places the organism in Eukaryota, Viridiplantae, Streptophyta, Magnoliopsida, Poales, Bromeliaceae. The record is from RefSeq and is a predicted model, not a curated record. Gene Ontology annotation, molecular function: hydrolase activity, hydrolyzing O-glycosyl compounds. Gene Ontology annotation, biological process: carbohydrate metabolic process.
GGAGAUCACGCAAUCGGAGCCCCGCAUAUUUUUCGUCCUCUUCUUCUACCCCUCUCGAUUUCGAAGUGAGAGGGGAAAAAACGAAAACCCUAAUAAGCGAGUAGUAGAGCUCGAAAAUGGCUUCUCCCCUCCUCGAUCUCCUCCUCUUCCUCCUCCUCCUCCGCCUCUCCCUCUCCUUCUCCUCCUCCUCCAUGGCCAUGGCGGCGAGGAUAGCCCCUAUAAUCGAGGAGAGUUCCUCUUCCUCCUCCUUGGGAGUCCACGUAUUCGACACUUCCAAUUACGGGAAACUUCAGCUCAACAACGGCCUCGCUCUCACUCCUCAGAUGGGAUGGAACAGUUGGAAUUUCUUUGGCUGUAACAUCAAUGAAACAGUCAUCAAGGAAACAGCUGAUGCACUGAUCUCGACCGGGCUGGCUGAUUUAGGUUACAAUUUCCUUAACAUUGAUGAUUGUUGGUCUGCCGUACGCAGAAAUUGGAAGGGUCAAUUGGAACCUGAUCCAAAGACUUUUCCUUCAGGCAUCAAAGCUCUUGCUGACUAUGUGCAUGAAAAAGGUCUCAAGCUUGGUAUUUACUCUGAUGCGGGGGUUUUCACAUGUCAAGUUCGACCAGGAUCGCUAUUCCAUGAAGAUGAUGAUGCAAAGCUCUUUGCAUCAUGGGGAGUUGACUACUUAAAGUAUGAUAAUUGUUACAAUUUGGGAAUAAAGCCAAAAGAACGUUAUCCUCCAAUGCGUGAUGCACUGAAUUCAACUGGGCGUACUAUAUUUUACUCCCUGUGUGAGUGGGGUGUAGAUGAUCCAGCCUUAUGGGCUGGCAAAGUUGGAAAUAGUUGGCGAACAACAGAUGACAUUAAUGAUACGUGGGUUAGCAUGACUACAAUUGCCGAUAUGAAUGACAAGUGGGCUUCGUAUGCGGGACCCGGUGGAUGGAAUGACCCAGAUAUGUUGGAAGUUGGUAAUGGGGGGAUGACCUAUGCAGAGUACCGUUCUCAUUUUAGCAUCUGGGCUCUUAUGAAGGCUCCUCUUUUAAUAGGUUGUGAUGUCCGAAAUAUGACAGCAGAAACACUGGAGAUCUUGAGCAAUAAGGAGGUCAUUGCAGUUAACCAAGAUCCUCUUGGAGUUCAAGGAAGGAAAGUAUUGGCUGAAGGAAAUGGUGGUUGUGGCCAGGUGUGGUCCGGGCCUCUCUCUAAAGGGCGCAUGGUUAUUACUCUGUGGAACCGCUGUUCCGAAACUGUCACUAUCUCCGUCACAUUGGACAUACUUGGUCUCGACACAGCCACUACCUAUUCGGCGAGAGAUUCAUGGAAGCAUGAAACUCUUGAAGAGAAUGUCACCAUAAGUUUCGGAGCUCCAGUGGAUGUUCAUGAUUGCAAGAUGUACAUCUUCUCUCCUAUAACCUCAGUUUCUGUUAGUUAGCCGUUCACGAGGAAUGUAUUGAUGCCCCUUGUAUCUCUUGUUUCUGAUACACAAUCGAAGAAUAAGCACACUUUUGCUGUAAAUGACAUUCCAUUGUUAUCAGAUGAACUGGACGAGUGAUCUGAUCAUCUUAAUUAGAAGCUCAGAGCAGUUUCGACACAGAAUACAA